Messenger RNA from Seminavis robusta, 1788 nucleotides. NCBI's taxonomy places the organism in Eukaryota, Bacillariophyta, Bacillariophyceae, Naviculales, Naviculaceae. The record is from the annotation of a GenBank genome assembly.
AUGGCAAACCCAAGUGAAGACCAACAGGUUGCACCAACUUGCAUCGGGACGCGUCAUCGCUUGCAAGAAAAUUUCAUGGGAGUUCCCGUGUAUGGCGCCGAUGUUCUCGUCACAACGAGCAACUGUGUCGCCACUGAUAUUGACAUGGCUUACAGCAGUUUGAAUCAUGAUGGAAGCUCUCUGAAUACUUUGACGGCUCAGCUAUCUUCACUGAUUCAAGAUCUGCACGGAAAUACCUUUGCCUCCAUUGACGUGGCUCAGGGAUACACUCCCAGCAAAACCAAGCAAGAUGCUAUUGUAGCGAUUGCAGCCGAUCUUAAUGUACAAGUCAACGCACUCAGUGAUCCUACAUUGGAAGUCUUUGUUUCCACAAACGGUGAUUUUCUGGCCUAUAGAAGCUACGGCCUUGUGGAAGCUCAGGGUUGGACAGAUCAAAUAGAAAUUGUCAUUGACGCACAUGAUAUGUCUAUUCUUUCCAAAUGUUGGCUGACAGGAGGCAACCAGACAAAUUUCCAACGUCAAAGAAGGCUACGGACAAAGCCGUCAGAAGCUCAACACCGGAACCUAUUUAGCUGCAAAAGUUGCGCCGGGACAGAAGCUGUAGAAUGGUUUGAUUCGACCACAACAUGCCCAAUAAAUUCGCUGUAUCUAGAUGAUACACAGCAAUCAACAAUCUGCAAUAAAGGGCAACGGCUAGCUGAUGGGGUGGAUGUAGAGGGCCCUGGUCCCGUUCCUGAGAUCCACUGGAACGGAACUUUGGAUUGCCGCGGAACUGAAGUUUGUGCGCCUGUCAUACUUCCCAAUUGUCGUGAUGCCAUCAGUGACGUUCAGUUCGGGGGCGUAGCAACCAUGAAGUUUUUGAGAGAUCAUCUUGGGAUCAUGGGAGGACUCAGCGAAGACACAAACUCCCCGGUUCCGGUGAGAGCGCUUGCUCAUUACCAAGACGACUAUUGCAAUGCCUUCUACAGUAGUACCACCAACGCUGUUUACUUGGGUGACUGCAAUUGUCAUACGUGGAGCCCUUUGGUUUCUUUGGAUAUUGUGGGGCAUGAGAUCUUUCAUGGGGUAACAGCUCAUACCAGUGACCUCGUCUAUAGUGGUCAGCCCGGAGGCUUGAAUGAAGCGUUCUCGGAUAUUUUUGGUGCCACACUCGAGUUCUACGUAAACGACUACAACGAUCCUCCAGACUUUACCGUGGCUGAGCAAGUCGGACAAGCCUUGCGCAACAUGGAAGCUCCGCUGUAUAAAAGUAUUGGCGACGUAUGCGAGUACACAUCUGGCAUGAGAGUGCAUUAUUCCAGCGGAGCCAUGAACAAGGCUUAUGUCAACUCAGUUCGGCAGUGCGAAACAAGCAUGUGCGACGACCUGCGAGGUUGCGCCAUUCUUUUGGGGACAGUCUUUCUCUAUUCCAAUGUAAAGGGACUGACACAAACAAGCAACUUCUUGGAUGCAGCAGAGGCUUCGUGUUGGUUGGUUGAAGAGUUUUUCUUAGUGCGGUCGCCGGCCUCGACAUGCACGAGCAACCAAGUACAGCAAUUUAUAAGGGAUGGCUGGUCCACGGUGGGAGUGACUGUCUUGAAUGACUGUCGAGCAGUCGACUCCUGCCCCACAUUAGAGCCUUCUGUUAGCCCAACUGGCCGCCCAACGAUUACACCUCAACCGACGAUUGAGGGUUUCUCGUCUGCACCUUCGGAAGCAGCAAGGUCUGAUGGCGAUAACGACGAUGGAGAUGAUAGUGGGUCUUCGUGCCAAUCCCUAUUGCGGAGUAUAUUGUUCUUUUGGGUAUAA